GAAAAUGACAAAGAAAAACAUUCCCCCAUUCACUAGAAGCUCUGUCCUGGCUUGUGUCAUAGGCUUCAUAGCUUUUUUCUCCAUAUUCUCUUUGUUAUCACCAUGCUUCGAUCGCUCCGUCCAAUGCUUUUCUCGAGGAGUUUUAAAAACAGCCACUCGAUACAGAGCACUAUAGCUGCUAACGAAGGAUUGGAUCACAUCUUUGUCCACUCCCUAUUACCUUGCACGUUCAAUUUAAGAUGAUGUUACACCUUCAAUUUAGCAGGAAGUGCUUCAAAGCUGGUGGAUUGCAUUGAUUAAGGAAAAAAACUAAGCAUAGGUUUUUCCUUGAUAGCAAAAGCAAAGAUGGAUACGAAGAAGAUUGAUUCAGGUUCAUUGAAAGAAAUGUUUUUACAAACAGAAAAGCCGGAGGAGGCCAGACAGUCUCAAGACUUAGUUGCCAAGGAAGAUAAUUCCAAAAAGCAGCACGAAUUCACUUGGGCAGAGAAAUAUCAACCUAAGGCUUUGAAGGACUUCAUCUGCCACAGAGAAAUAGCUGAAAAGGUGACAGCUGGAGAUGUUAAUCAUUUUGUAAUUGAAGGACUCCCAGGAAUAGGGAAGAGAACAAUGGCUCUAGCACUGCUUAGAGAACAUUUUGGAGUGGACAUCUUAGAGACAAGGGAGGAAGUCCUAGCUUUGGAUUUGGAGAGUGAACAUAAAAGAGGGCCAACAUCAAGCAUUCAGAUAAGAGUACAAGCAUCCGCUAAACACAUAGAGAUCAACCUUUCUGAACCAGAAAAGAGAGAAUAUGCAACAGAGGUGGCCUUGUUAGUAAUCAAGGAAACACAGAAUGCUUUAACAAAGAAACCAUCCAUGCAGCACAAUCUUGUAAAUGCCAAAGCUAUUGUUUUCUACCAGGCAGAAAAAAUAUCGAAGAAUGCUCAACCCCAAAUCCUAAAGUUCUUAGAGAAUUCUGAGGGUCAGUAUAAAGUUAUAUUCUGCUGCUCCGAAAUCUGUAAGCUUCAAAUCCUCAAGCCUGUCUGCAGAGUUAUCCAUCUUGCUCCACCUCCAAACAAGGAGAUUGUUGGAGUCUUGAACUUCAUUGCUAAACAAGAAGAUAUUGAAUUGCCUCAUGCAUUGGCCCAAACUAUAGCAGAGAAUUCCAAGCACUGCCUCCGGCAAGCCAUUCGUUCGUUCGAGGCCACAUGGCUUGCGGAUUACCCUUUUAAAGAAGGCCAAUCAAUUCUGACUGGCUGGGAAGAUGAGCUUGCAAUAAUGGCCAAAAGUAUCAUUGAAGAACAAAGCCUAAACGUGUUGUUUCUUGCUAGAAAAAAGAUUAUAAAUUUAAUGGAACACCAUAUCUGUCGAGAAUUCGUUCUAAGUACUCUAGUAGCAGAGCUGAAAAAGCAUGUUCCAGACAGCCAAACCCAGUUGGAUGUAGAAAGUCUAUACCAGCAAAUUCCUAUUGAAGAUUUUUGGGGAGAUAAAAAGUUAAGCUACGAAGGCGAAGUAUUAGGCAGCAGAAUGAGAAAAUGUUAUCGAAUUUCUUUUGCAGCAAUAGAAGAAUUUGUAGCAAAGUUCAUGAGCUACUACAAACACCAAAAGAGUACAGUUUGUAUCAAGCCUGACUGGUGCAACUCAUCAAAGCAAUAGCUGCAGAAAUCUAGCCCUUGCUGAACAUGUUGGCUUGUUGCGGCAAGGUAUCACUCAUCAGACAUUGCUUGAUAAAAAGGAAAUACAGAUAACAAAGCCUGCAACUUCAUUCUUCGUCUUCCAGAACAUAAAGAAGCAAAGUCAUGAAGAGCUCAAGCAAAUAACUGGAAGAUAUGAGUCUGAAUUCUGUAGAUUAUAAAUAAAUAAACAAACGAAAACUAGAGCAUGUGAAGUCAAAUAUGGACCACCGAUUCCAGUUAAAGUUUGUGAUUGAAUAAUCCUGCUUAUUUCAGUUCUCUCGACACAAAUUAUAAGUUCAUGGAAUGUUGAAUAAGUCCUGUAAGUAUAAAGAAACAUGAGAACUGAGAAAGGUUGUUGUAACAUAAUGCUUGUAAUAAAUUCUAAUCAGAAUUUCCUAAGAUAAAGUAAAAAAUGAGCUUUUGUGCGAA
This is a messenger RNA of Durio zibethinus, 2081 nucleotides long. Its product is annotated as replication factor C subunit 3-like. Gene Ontology annotation, biological process: DNA repair; DNA-templated DNA replication. The record is from RefSeq and is a predicted model, not a curated record. Gene Ontology annotation, molecular function: DNA clamp loader activity. NCBI's taxonomy places the organism in Eukaryota, Viridiplantae, Streptophyta, Magnoliopsida, Malvales, Malvaceae. Gene Ontology annotation, cellular component: DNA replication factor C complex; nucleus.